AUGACAACCACCUCGGAGGACUUCGAACAGGUUACACAGAAUACAAGUGAAUUUGCGUCUGGAAGCCGGGAUGUGUGGACACCGGAAAUAGUUACUACUGUAACCACAGUGAUGUUCAUACUUGUGGUGACACUGGUCGGAAACGGUCUGAUGAUCGUGCUACUGUUAUGGAAGCGUAGCAGAAGGGUGAAAAGAGUCAACAUCUUCAUGACAAAUUUGGCAAUCGGAGAUUUGGCUGUCGCUUGCAUCACUAUGACUACAGAAAUUCUCUUUGUGGCGUUUGGCGAGUGGGUACUUGGUCCAGUGUUGUGUAAAUUGACCGUAUACCUACAAGUUGUCACUCUGGCUAGUGCCACGUUCCUACUUACAGGCAUGAGUAUUGACCGAUACCAGGUCAUCGUCCGCCCGAUGCAAUCGCUUGCAAAGAGACCGAAGAUAUGGACGAAAGUCGCGGUCGCGUGGACGCUUGCACUGAUAUUCGCUAUACCGCAGCUUUUUAUUUUCAAGGAGGAACGCGUUAGGAGAAGUGACGGAACAAGCAAAUUGAAAUGUUUAAGUCACGGAUAUGAUCACCCUUGGCAGCGUAAGUUAUAUUUUACCUUCUUUUCCUCGUAUGUUUUGCUUGUUCCGUGUGUUUUGAUGUUUUACUGCUAUUUCAAUAUAGCCAAAGUCGUGUGGAGUAGAGGCUCUAGUAUAAGGGGAAAUUCCUCUUCACCAAGAAUGUCGGGAAAGCGGAAUUUGAUAUCAGCAUCACGCAUGCGCGUUGUGACAAUGACAUUAACAGUGAUUAUCGGAUUUCUUGUGUGUAUGAUGCCGUAUUUCGCCAUAUCUUCAAUACGAAUAUAUAGUGAUUAUGAAUUCCAACUUAAACAAGCUCUGAAAGUUUCUGAAAUUAUUUUUAUGGUUCACAGUGCCGUGAAUCCCGUGUUUUACGCCAUUUUUACGAUGCACCCAUUCCGGUGUAGCUCACUAUGUUGUCCGUGUAGAAGAAAAAAGGUCAAGCUCAACGUUUCUUCCAGGCCAAACCAGAACUGCUGCAAUUAUAUGGCAACGUUCCAUUCUUCAGGGUCGUAUGGAAACAAAGUUAUCAUAUCGAAACAUUCGGUAAAUGCCGAAAAGUCACAAACGAAAACAGACACUCGGCAUUCCUCCGGAGAAAUACCAAGAACUUUUGUGAGGGAAACAAAAGUCAACUAUCGAUUGGAAAUCGGUAUUAAUGUCGAAGAACGCAAAUGUAGCGAGCCCGGAAUGGAGUAUUGUUACGUGAAGUGUACGGAUAGGGCCUCUUUUAUAUGA
Molecule: messenger RNA, 1296 nt
Organism: Pecten maximus
Lineage: Eukaryota; Metazoa; Mollusca; Bivalvia; Pectinida; Pectinidae
Product: neuropeptide S receptor-like
Exons: 1
Coding region: 1-1296 (431 amino acids)
Biological process (GO): G protein-coupled receptor signaling pathway
Cellular component (GO): membrane
Molecular function (GO): peptide binding; G protein-coupled receptor activity
Source: RefSeq, a predicted model, not a curated record